AUGCCUCUAGCCGUGGAAGGUGCCUUCUGUGAACCGUUGUCCGUCGCCGCCACGAUGGAAACGCCCGGGAAAAAACGCAAACGAAAUGCGGAAACGAAUCCGUUUUUAAAUUUUACCGACCAAACGUUCAGCAUUCCAUCCUCGACGCCCAAACACUCGCGCCAGAUCGAUGGCAGUGCGUUCGAGAAUCCUUCAUUUCGGGCUGGCAACAAGGAGAAUUAUAAUAUCUUCUCCGAUUCCUGUAUGGAGGUGAAAUCGAUCGCGGAUCUGGCGGCCGGUAAUCGAAACGGAGUGGUAGCGGGUACGAGCGAGCUGAACCCAUUCGAGGUCAUCCGCAAACCACCGAAGAAGAAGAAAAAACAGCACGAGUCCGGGCUCGAGGAGAGCUGCUUUGAGAAUCCGUGUCUCAAUUUGGCCGCGGCCGAUAAGAAACCGGUCAAUCCGUUCGAGGUGGUACGCGAUGGCGAAGAGACCAAGCGACAGGAGGCGGAAGAUAUGAGCCGUUGCUUCGUCAACAGUGCCCUCAACAUCAGGAAUGUGGAAGUAGCGGCACCGCAGCAACAGCAACAGCAGCAACCGUACAAUCCGUUUGAGAUUGUGCGCUCGAAGGAACAAGCGCCACCAGCAGCACCGGAAAGUCAACGACCUGUACCGGAUCUGACCGGCAUCGAGAAUCCAGCGCUGGAAGUGCCAACGUAUGCGAUCGCCGUUCCCUUUACUCCAUCGCUGAAACAUCGGAUCAACUUCCAGGAGUUACCGGCCAGCGCUCUGACCCCGUGUCAUCUGAUGGCCAGCAUGGCCGUAUGCAGUCCCAUCCAUGGUCGCCAGCUUAAGGAAGUGUUGGCACUGGCGGAACAGGAAACACCGAAACGGAAUGUGACGAUUACGUUGGCGAAAAGGCGAUCGUUGUCGGUCAUUAGCGAAGAGUCGGACAUUGGCGAGAAGCUGGAUUGCUACCAACUGGAGCUGGAGAAUAGUAUGAACGAAGCGAAGGCCAAGAGACAGCAGGCGGCUGGUGAAGGAGCAACAGCGGCAGCCGCAGCGACGACGCCACUCUUUACCUACAGUGGCACCGGUCACCGUCGUCGUUCCGUCCGUCGGAGCCUGAUCGAUAUGAAGCACAUCAGCAAUCUUUCGCUGAAGUUGCGCGAACUGGAGGACGAAGAGGCUGAUGUGCGGCGUCUGGAGGAACCGGUCGAUAAGGAACCGGAUGAAGAGGAGGAAGAUAAGGAAAACAAACAACCGUUAACGGAGGAGGCCUCGGCCAAUGAACUGAAGGUAGAAAAGACUGAGGAAUCGGCGGAGAAACAAAGCGACGAGCUAGCACCAAACGAACAACCAAACAACCAAAUCACUUUCACGAUUACCAAAGAGACGACGGUGCGCGAGGAGAUCCGGAUCGAUGUGUCCAAUCCGGACGUGCAGUUCGAGGAGGUGGACGAUUUCGAAGAUGAAGAGCAAGACGUGGAGCUGAUGCACAAUCCGGCACCGUUCCAGCGUGCCUAUCGCAAGAAGGAACCGUUGGUGGAGCAACCCCGGUCCUUGGCUGCCGGCGGAGAUGAUUUCAAAUGUCCGACCAGCGUACCGGAGGGUGGGAAAUCGCACAAAGUGCGCGAUGCAAUCCGCCGAAGCUUCCGUCGGUUGAUACCACGACAUCAGUCGGCGACGGUUUCGAGUGAGGAACCCAAGGCGAAGGAUGCAGAUCAUGAGGAAGGUCAUGGACAUGGCCAUGGCCACGGAUUGAUAUCGAGUAUCCGGCACAGUCUGAGACGUCGGCAACCGAAAGCAGCGUCCAGUGAGACCGUCGAGGGAACGAAGAAACAGGAAGGAACAUCGGAUGAAUCACCACUGGAGAUGUCCAUUAUAGCGGAGCAACCGAGGGCCGUCUACCGUCAGCCGGCACUGAACGAGUACAAACCGAUUGCGGCCAACCCGGCCGGGGCCGUUGGUUCCACUCUGCGGAGCAGCUUGCGCCGAUCGACCAAGGACAUCCGGAAGCAGAUGAUGAAGUCGGUCUUCCGCAAGCAGACCCCUUCCGGUGAUCUGCUGGCAGGCGACAAUGCACAGCACCGAGAUGGACAACUCGUUUGA
Molecule: messenger RNA, 2091 nt
Organism: Anopheles aquasalis
Lineage: Eukaryota; Metazoa; Arthropoda; Insecta; Diptera; Culicidae
Gene: pon
Product: partner of numb
Source: RefSeq, a predicted model, not a curated record